AUGCCACGACAAUCACACGGCCGAUCUCUUACUACUUCAGCCACUUCGCGACCACCAAGGCGUAAACCAGCACGGAGCCGGAACCUGGAUGCCUUUGCUAUAGCACAGCAGGAGGAUUCUACCAGAAUCAGAGUCCGACGAAAUAGAUUAGGAGAGAUUGAAGAAGACACUCAUGGCAAAGCAACAUUCGUCACAGGAGAACAGAAUGAUGAUGUCCGUUCUGCUAAACGCCGGAGGACACAUGGUCAAGGAGGUUCUGCAGAUGAAGAAGAUGCAGGUGACGAUAGCGAAGGACACAAAUGGCAUCUAGGUGUCGAUGAUGACGAUGAAGACAGUGAUCUCGACAGUGAUGAGGCUAUGGGCGAAAGUGAUGAAGAGAAAUUUGCAUGUUUCACUUUCCGCGGAAGCAGCACCAAGUCGUCCAAGACACGUCCGCGCAUGAGAGGUCUCGACGGUUCCAAAAGCCUGACGAAUAUCGAUUUACGAGAGAGCACAAAGGAAGAUACCAGCCUCGACAAUGGCAGCCAGUCUACAAAUGAAGAUGAAUUCGGCGAAGGUGCUGUUGAUCUUGCUACGGUACUAGACAUGAACGAAGAACAUGAAGGCGAAAGAGAAGAACUGGGUGGGACUGGCCCCAAAGCUCGGCCAGAAGAACUCGACCGACCUCGAAUUCCAGACGACAGCGGUGGCUGGUCUGGUGAAGACGGAUCUGCAUCCGAGGAUGUGUCCUCUACCCUCUCCUUUUCUGAGGACGAGGAUUCUAGUGUGAAUCAUGCUAGGUUAAAAUCCUUCUUGCAAGACCUGGAAGAACAUGGACCGUCUAAUGCGCCGUCAAAACGGCCCCGACCACCAACCGCGGUGGGGGAGCCAUCGGAUUAUGGCUUAGCACCUUCACAGAAGCUUACAGUGGCAGACCUGCUUGGCUCUGUGACAGAUCCGCGUUUACGCGACUCGUUGAAGAUGCUGCAUCACAGCGAGCAAAAAGGCUACAACAUCUCGACAAAAGGCAUACCAGGGAAGCUGGAACCACCACUCCCGAAGAGGCAACAAGACAGGCUGGACCGUGAAGCUGCAUACAAGAAAAGUAAAGAAACACUGAGUCGUUGGAUUGAUACCGUGAAGCAGAACAGGAGAGCGGCGCACAUUUCGUUUCCACUAUCAGACCCUGAUGCUCUUGCAGCUCUUGCAACGAAUCAAUUGCUGCCUGUUUCUGAGUCAGAAGCUUUGACCCCUCUAGAGUCCGCCAUACGAAGCAUUAUGCAUGAGAGCGGUCUCGCGUCCGACAAAGGUCAGUCCACAGAAGGGAAAUUGCAAGCAUUCGAGGAGCUUGAAGAGAAGAAAAUGCCGAUUGAGGAGGUACAAAUGCGACGUGCCGAACUGAGGAGAGCGCGAGAUCUAAUGUUUCGUGAGGAAUUGCGAGCACGGCGCAUCAAAAAAAUCAAGAGCAAGGCAUACAGAAGAGUACACCGCAAGGAGCGCGACAAGCAUGCACAGGAGGAGCGAGCAGCGUUGUUAGCGGCGGGUGCCCUGGAUUCUGAGGAUGAACGUGAAAGGCAGGAUCGACGAAGGGCAGAGGAGAGGAUGGGGGCACGUCACAGGGAAAGUAGAUGGGCUAAGGGAAUGAAGGCGGCUGGCCGCACCGUUUGGGACGAAGAUGCUAGGUUGGGAGUAAACGAACUAGCCCGUAAAGAAGACGAGCUUCGGAAGCGAAUUGAAGGUAAAGAUCUAAAUCGAUCCGAUGAAUUAGUGGUCGACUCAUCCGACCAAGAGUCUUCUGAUGACAUUUCUGUCGACGAAUAUGAUGAGGUUGAAGGCCUCAGGCUGGAGCGAAAGCUGGCAAACGUGGAAACUGCAGAUCGAGCAAAUAUCGCAGGUUCAAGGCUUAACUCGAUGCCGUUUAUGCGAAAGGCUGAAACCGCCCAACGAGCAUUGAAUCAGGCAGAAAUUAAGGAAACUCGGCGCAUUCUGGCGGCAGAAGAUGGGGAGAGCGAGGAUAAGGACAUAGCCCUCUCUGACAGUGGAGGACGGCGAAAGUUUGGACUGGGACAGCAAAGCAAGAGUGGGCAAGCGCCUCGACCUGAGGAGAAGAAUGGGUUCGAAGAGCCACUGUCAGAAAACGAGGCCCAGCAGAUGAGCCCGGCUGGAGAAGAAUUAUCUAAGCCGAGUCGACAUGUGUUGCGAAAGGAACAAGCCAUCGCUAAGAAACCGACUUCGAUGCAAUCUCAUGCUCGCGAGGAGGUAACCGAAUCCCUUCACGAAAUUGACAAUCCCUGGUUAUCCGGACCAAGGAACCGCAAGUCGGGCCUCACGACAGGCAAGUCCAUCAUAUCGCCGGAUAUCGUCUUACAGGAUCAAAGAAUGGCUUCAAAUGCUCCGAACAAGAGGAAUUUGAGCUCAAAGACAACGCAGGUCCCUCCAGCGAUAAUAGGGGAGCUGACCAGCUCAUCUAACUCGGACGAAGAGAAUCCAGGCCAGCCUACAGUGCGCACGCGGCUGCCGAAGCGAAAUAAAGAGUUGGUUCGCAUGGCCUUUGCUGGAGAUGAUGUGUUUCAAGCCUUUGCCGAGGAGAAAAGGGCGACCAUGGACGAACAAGGCGACCAGGUCGUGGACACUUCUCUACCGGGUUGGGGCAGCUGGACUGGUGCAGGGAUCAGUAAGAAGGAGCAAAGACGUGCCAAUUCUCAGAAAACAACAACCACGAUCAAAGGUGUUGAUCCAAGUAAGAGGAAGGACGCCAAGCUCGAGAGAGUCAUUAUCAAUGAAAAGCGAAUAAAGAAGGUCAUUCAUUUGGCCGGAGCGCUACCCCGACCUCAGGGCUUCGGUCAUUCUUCAACGAACUCCUCAAACUUUCAUUCCAACUCCUCGCAACCGUCAACAAUCGAUCUUCCCCUCAAACCAACAAGACCGACGUCCUCCGCCACAGUCAUACUAGUAAAUGCCAAUUUGCAGUUGCAGGUUGUCACCUCAACCGACCUACCGCCUGUACAAGUUCCCACUUCUACAUCUGCAACGCAGAGCUGGCCGGAUACGAGUGGGAGCAUACAGAGCACUCUAGAGACGGGUGGAAAUCCUACUAUUCAGCCAUUUCCAACAAGCCUGCCUUCGGUGACAGGCUCUACCCUCUUGCCCCUUACGACUUUCGCUCCGUUCACCAAUGCGACUGAGGUUCAAGAACCCACGACCACACAAACCAUUUCCGUCCCAACCACCACACUAGAAAGCAUUGUCACGCAAUCAACAGUAGCAACCUUACCGUUGGAAACACUCUCGACCUUCUUGUCGGAAACUACUCAUGCUACCACGAUUACGCUAAAGAGCUCAACGAUAACGUCGACAGUCGAGAGCACAGUAACAGCAACAUCGACCUCUCUGACUCUGGUCGUGACUACACUAGUCGCCUCAAGCACGUCGACCACUAUCCUGGCAACCACAAUUACGACUAACGGUAAUCCAACAUCUAUUCCUACUGUUGCUCCAAAUUGCACCUGCGACAUGGGUCCCGAACAAGAUAUUUUCCUACCAGUUGGUCUUGGAGCUCCACCAGCCAACAUUGCGCGGCGAAGUGGUCAUCCAGCUCCGCGCCUUGGCAUUCAGAACACCACCAGCCCUAUUCCGACCAACAAGUUCUAUGCCAAUUUCUUCCUUGGAAGCCAGGGUCAGAGUACAUUCACUCAGCCGUAUAGCAUCUCCUGGAGCAGAGGUGGUGGAAAUGCACAGAGCUGGGGCAUGGCCAUCUCACAUAUCGAACCUGGUCAGAGAGUAUUCGGUCCUCCACGAGCUGGCAUACCUGGGUCUCCAGCUUCCUACUUUAUCAACCCUAUCGGCAUCCAGUCGAUCGUCAUGUCGGCUUCGGAACUGAGAACAUCCACUGUUUUAACGUCCGACUCGCUGCAAGCCUUCUCUGCCAAUAUCAAUCUUCGGCCAGACUCCGGUUCCGCCUCGUGCAUCACCUUCCCCGUCGUGCAGGGUAUGGGCUUCGUAACCGGGCUUUACAAUAAUCUGCAACCAGUUAUUCAAAGCAGCGUUUUCUUCAGAAAUGUCGUCUCGGCUGAGCCUCUUCGACAAGGCACGUUCAAGUAUCGCAUCGCUUUGGAGGAUGGUACAGUGUGGUUGCUGUACGCCAUGUCUACUAGUGGUGUCGAUCCAAACUUUCGACUGGUCUCCAGCACACUUCUCCAAGGUCUGCCCAGUUUCUCUGGUGUGAUCCAGAUCGCAAAGAAUCCUGCCUACUCGGAGUCCACGUACGACGAUGCAGCCGGAGCAUAUGCCACGAGCGCGACUGUCUCCGGCCAAGCAAACGGGUCUACUGCUUCCUAUAGUCUAACCUGGACCAAGGGAGGGCCAAAUGCUGAUAAGGCGACUCUGCUCAUGUUUGCAAUGCCGCACCACGUUGAAUCUUUCAAUGCGACAACGAGAGCUCGCAUUACGUCACUUCAGCUGUCAACGACAACCAAGGGAAUGGGAACUGCCGUGGCCGCCGACUCUUGGACAAUGCUGGAGACAAACUUGCCGAUUGACAUGGGAUUCGCGCCUUGGCGGCCUACAAGUGGUAAUGUCUCAACACUCUCUGACACCGCGAUCAGUGCAAUCGAAAAGGUCUCCGCAAGUGAGGUCUCGCAAAACAUGUCAGCCCAAACCAAUUUGGACAGCAUGUACUUCAGCGGAAAGGGCCUCAGUAAGUUCGCGACUAUUGUGUAUACGAUGAACGAGCUCUCGGGACAAAAAGGACUUGCCGCUGCGGGAUUAGCAAACCUGAAAUCUGCCUUUGCUGUGUUUGCCAAAAAUCAACAGCGAUAUCCACUCUUUUAUGACACCGAUUGGAAAGGUGUGGUGUCAUCCGCCACAUAUCUCACUGGUGAUCCUGGGAACGAUUUUGGCAAUUCAUUUUAUAAUGAUCACCAUUUCCAUUAUGGCUAUUUCAUCCAUGCUGCUGCCGUCAUCGGCUAUCUCGACCCAUCAUGGCUUGCAAAGAACAAAGAUUAUGUGAAUACGCUUGUUCGCGAUGCCUCGAACCCGAGUGGCCAAGACCAGUUCUUCCCCGUGUCCAGAUCUUUUGACUGGUACAAUGGUCAUUCUUGGGCCAAGGGACUUUUCGAAUCUGCUGAUGGCAAAGAUCAGGAAUCCACCUCGGAAGAUGCCAUGUUCGCCUAUGCUCUCAAGAUGUGGGGCAAGACCACUGGAGAUGCCAGCAUGGAAGCCCGUGGUAAUGUCAUGCUGUCGGUACUGACUCGAAGUCUGCGUGACUACUUCUUGCUGGAGAAGAACAAUGUUAAUCAACCGUCCGACUUCAUUGGAAACAAGGUGACAGGCAUCUUGUUUGAGAAUAAGAUUGAUCACACUACCUACUUUGGGGCCAACCUGGAGUAUAUUCAAGGAAUUCACAUGGUCCCAUUGAUGCCGUUCUCAACAUUGACCAGGAACGAGAAUUUUGUGACUGAGGAGUGGAACACGUAUUUCAGUGAUGGGAUGGUCGCACAAGCAUCCAGUGUUCAAGGAGGAUGGAAAAGUAUCUUGUAUGCUAACCUGGCCAUCAUUAACCCUAAAGCAGCUUUCAAAUUUUUCAACCAAGAGAAUUUUGAUCCUAGUUGGCUUGACGGUGGUGCUAGCAGGACAUGGUAUUUGGCCUUCGCAGCUGCUGCAACUUCGAUCAAACAACACUUCCAGCGUCAAGGGUCAAGCCACAGAAUGCCGUCGCAGGCCGAGGCCGAAGGCAAUGGCAGCAUUGCGCCAGACGUUGCCAAUGAGCAUACACAUCUUCUUGGUCGGAUAAUGUCAACGGACUCAGGGACACCAUACUACAAGAGUGAAAAUGCCUACAUCCGAUGGCCAGCAAUGGUGCUUCAUACAACCUGGCAGGUUCUCAUCAGCAAUUAUGUGAAUGUGUUAUUGGUCUUUGUACCGCUUGGGAUCAUAUCAGGAGCUAUGCAUUGGAACCCGACCGUCAUCUUUAUCCUCAAUUUCUUCGCCAUCAUGCCGCUGGCGUCGCUUUUGAGCUUUGCGACAGAAGAACUCGCCGUUCCUCUAGGUGAAACGCUUGGGGGCUUGAUGAACGCAACUUUCGGCAAUGCGGUGGAGCUUAUCGUCAGUAUUGUCGCCCUCAAGAACAAUGAGAUUCGAAUUGUCCAAUCAAGCAUGCUUGGUAGCAUCCUUUCGAAUAUCCUGCUUGUCCUUGGAUGCUGUUUCAUCGCCGGCGGUAUCAAAUAUCACGAACAGAGCUUCAAUACGACUGUAGCCUCCACCAUGUCAUCGCUCAUGGCCGUUGCGUCCGCAUCUCUCAUCAUCCCGGCAACCCUCUAUGCGGCUCUAGCGAAAUCAAAGAACGUGAGUUCGGAAGACAACAUCUUGGUUCUGUCCCAUGGCACAGCCAUAAUACUGUUGUUGGUCUACAUUAUGUAUCUUUUCUUCCAACUCAAGACUCACGCCGACCUGUUUGAUCCCGAAGGCCAAGAGGGAGGCGCCUCUCAAGAAGCAGAGAUUCUUGGACCGUGGGCUGCGGGCGCGGCUCUGGUGGUGGUGACUGUGGUGGUUGCGAUCUGCGCAGAAUUUCUCGUUGACAGCAUUGACUCGAUCGUUGAAUCAGCGCACAUCAGCAAAACAUUUAUUGGGCUGAUCCUGAUUCCCAUCGUCGGAAAUGCCGCCGAGCAUGUCACUGCAGUGGUGGUGGCUUACAAAGACAAGAUGGAUUUAGCAAUUGGCGUGGCAAUCGGUAGCAGCUUGCAAAUUGCUCUCUUCGUCACGCCCUUCCUCGUCGUCCUUGGUUGGGCUAUGGACAGAAAGAUGACUCUACACUUCGAGACCUUCGAAACGGUGGCGUUCUUCUUGUCAUCGCUAGUCGUUACACUCUUGAUCCAAGAUGGGAAGUCGAACUAUUUGGAAGGCGGUCUCUGCAUUGGAAUGUACGUCAUCAUCGCUCUCGCUUUUUACGUGUAUCCCGAGGACACUACUUUGGAUCUGGUUGGUUGGGUUGGAGGACUCGUGAAAGGGUAG
Messenger RNA from Endocarpon pusillum Z07020, 6987 nucleotides. RefSeq lists its product as uncharacterized. The record is from RefSeq and is a predicted model, not a curated record. Lineage: Eukaryota; Fungi; Ascomycota; Eurotiomycetes; Verrucariales; Verrucariaceae. Gene Ontology annotation, molecular function: glucan endo-1,3-beta-D-glucosidase activity; calcium:proton antiporter activity; endo-1,3(4)-beta-glucanase activity. Gene Ontology annotation, biological process: calcium ion transport; transmembrane transport. Gene Ontology annotation, cellular component: cell surface; membrane. The coding region runs from base 1 to 6987 and encodes 2328 amino acids. The transcript is spliced from 6 exons.